CAGCUUCCCCAUAUCUCACACGCAGAGUGCACCAGUUCAUGAGGCAGGUCUGAUCAUCAGAUACUAACAUCAGAAUGUCAGGUCAAAGUCAGCAAACCAGCUCAGGAGGGAAUCUACUACAAACACCUGAACAGGAACCAGCUUUACCAAAACAACGACAGUAUUCCCCUGUCCAUCCACGUAAACUUGGGUUGACGAGGAAACUGAAGAGGGAUUAUAAAGAAGAUGAAAAUCCAGAAGAGAAAGCAAGGAGGCACAAGGAGUUGGAGCUAAAACCUCUAUAUAAGGAGCUUCUGUACACCAUCGCACAUAAGAUGGGUAAACCAUCAUCAGCUCAGGUCUUCACAGACAGCCAGCUUCAUCAGUAUAUUCGGGUGGCUUUCACUAUGACAGAAUCAGAGCACGACAGUCUGAUGGAGAAAGUACAGAGCGCAGAGCACCCAGUGUACUGUCUGAUGGCCACUGUAAAGGAAGCCAAAGGAAUCCUGGGAAAAGAUGUCAGUGGUUUUAGUGACCCAUACUGCCUGCUCACAAUACUGGGAAAUGAAGAGGAACACAAGACGCGACAAAACAGAAAUAAACCAAGCAAAUCUGUUGUAAAAGACGUCGUAUCAAAUGACAAAAUCUACCAAACAGAGAUAAAGAAGCAGACCCUGAACCCCAUUUGGAACCAAACCUUCAUAGUAGAGUUUAGAGACAUUGGUGCCAGCUUUCACCUUGAGAUGUGGGACAAAGACGAAGACGUGUCACUUACUCAGAAACUGGAGGAAAUAAAAACCAACUUGAACAGUUUAAGAAGGAUGAUCAAAGAAGCCAAAAAGGAGAAAGGCACAGAUGACUUUUUGGGAAACAUUGUCUUAAAACUGCAGGAUCUCCACUGCACUGAAGACCACUGGUAUAAUCUGGAGCCACGAACGGAAACGUACCCAGACCGCGGCCAAUGCCAUCUCAACCUUAAGUUCAUCCACAAAGCUAGAGACGAGACUCUGAGUGCCGGCCGCAAUGCUUACAUCAACUAUUGUGGGAUUCUGCAGCAGUUUGUCCAGGCUUACAUCUCCAAGCAGCAGAGUACUGCUCCGUGGAAAGGGGCCUUGUGUGGCGAGGCUCAGAUUCUGCUUGAACUCUAUGCUACACAGAAUGACCUCUCACCUUUUUUGCAAGACCUGGCGAAAUGGGUGGCGUACAGUAAGCUCUACCAGACUUUAGAGGUGGACUCAUCUGUGCUGUUCCAGCAGCUCACCAGCAUAGAGUACCACUGGCACCAGCAGGAACUCCCCUACCAACAGAAACAGGAACUUGGGGAUUCUCUUCAUGGUUUCCUGCAGUACGGACUGUGUCUGGUUGCCAAAUACAGAGACAUCUUCCCCCCAACUCCUAGUGCAACUCCAAAACUACAAACACUGCUCAGGAUCUUGGUCCAGAUCUGUAAGACUCAAGCAUUUCAGAAACUGAACCCAGCUCACUUUGAGCUUCAUGAUGGGGUCAUCGAUGCCAUACAGACAGGUACAGAAGAAUGGUUUACCAUCAAAAAGGGUUUGCAUCAGCCAAUGACUAAGAACCUGGCAGAGAUUGGCAGCGCCCUCUCUAGUUUGAUUGUGGAGGUGCAGGAAGACAUAAAACACAACAAGGAUGUCUGGAACAGAGUGUUUGUCAAUGCUGUGCAAGUUGAUGCGUUCACUGUUGUCUAUCAGAGGUUUGACUCUCUGCUUGCAAAGGAAGUGAGGGACACCUUAUCAGUAAUGGACGGUCAAAUGGAGCAGAAUUUGGCCAAAAGCUUGUUCCCUGUUUAUCUGAGCUUGAAGACCAUCCACAAAGACAAGGCUUUCUUACAGCGGAGGGGAUUACUGCAGCUGACAAACUUUCAUGAGGGCUUCAGAGAGGCGGUGCCUUACUGGCUCCACCAGGCGUUCAGCACCACUCAGGACCGGGUGGAGAGGGCCGUCCAGGUUGAUCAGCUUCAGCCUCUGCAGAGUGGUGCAGUGCCCAUUAAACACAGCUCCUCUGCAGUGGACCUGGUGGCGUGUAUCCAGCCUAUCUGCCAGCUGUGGGAGCAGCUGUCCUGGCCUGACCCUGAAGAGGCCUUCAUGCUCAUGGUCAAACUUACAGAGGAUGUUUGUAAGAUCGUGAUGAGCUACUGCCAACUCCUGAAGAAGAGGGUCAGGUUGUUGUCUGAGAACUCCGACCACAGCAGUGCCAUUAACAUGUUGUGUGUGGUCGUGAACGACCUGGAGCACUUACGGUCAGUGCUGACCCGACUUCCCACUCAACUGAACUGGGCCGGACUCCGAGAACGGACUGAAAACGUCAUAGGGGAAAGUCAGUUCCACAACACGCUGCCUUCACAGCUUCAGCAAGCCCAAAGCGUCCUCGGCCGAGAGAUCCAAACAGCAUUAGACACUCUUGGGAAAAAGUUAAACACAGACAUUGAGACUCACGUCAGAAGCAUGUCAACCAGGAGGAGGAUUCCCUCCAAGUCCACAGAGGAUGCUGCUGCCCCUCUCAUGCGCUACCUGGAGCAAGAGCUGCAGUACAUGAAUGAAAACUUGGUUCAAGAAAACUUCAACAGUCUUCUGACUCCUUUGUGGAAUAACUCGGUAAAAAUCCUCUACCAGGUGGCAAGUCAGCAUCCGCAGCCAGAAGGGCUCAUGGUGUUCUGCCAACGAUUGCUGUAUACGCUGCAGUGCCUGGAGCAGUGCUUUCACGCUGAGGGAAAUGGACUUCCACUUGAUACGCUCCACUCUGAUGAGUACAAGACUCUGAAGGCUCAUCUUACUCACAACUCCCUGAGCAGCCAGCAGCUUGUGGAGAAGUUCCUGGACAGCAAAAUAUGGGAGCAGAAGGUAUUCAGUGGAGAGAAAUAUGGUGCAGUCACCCUCCUUACAUCCUACAGAAGAUCCGACCAAAGACUUCGGGUUGAGGUUCUGAACGCUGUCAACCUCUUACCAAUGGACUCUAACGGUUUGAGUGAUCCAUUCGUACAGCUGUGUCUGGAGCCUAACCACAUCUUUCCCGAGGUGGAGCCUCGCUGCACUCAGAUCAAAAGCUGCGAUCUCAAUCCCCUUUUUGAAGAGACCUUUGACUUCCUGGUUUCCCUGGAUCAGUGCCAGGCUCAUGGGGCGUGCCUAGUCAUCACCGUUUUGGACCACGACACCUUGAGGACGGAUGACUUUGAGGGCGAAGCCUUCUUGGCCCUUAAGGCCAUACCAGGAGUUUCUGGAGCAAAACAGGAAGAAGAACUCAGCUCUCAGCCAGAUGCCGUCCCUGCCCAAAUACGCCUUCCUCUGAUGCAUCCUAAACCCAAUGAGGAUAGCAUCCUGAGGCUGCUGGAGUCCAGGAAAGGAGAGCGGGAGGCGCAGGCCUUCGUAAAGAAGCGACGACAGCGAGAGAAACAAUCCCAGGAAGGCACUCAACCAUAAACAACGCAGACACAUUCCUUUUCCA
Melanotaenia boesemani (Boeseman's rainbowfish) is the source of this 3441-nucleotide messenger RNA. RefSeq names its product unc-13 homolog D (C. elegans) (gene unc13d). The transcript has 34 exons. NCBI's taxonomy places the organism in Eukaryota, Metazoa, Chordata, Actinopteri, Atheriniformes, Melanotaeniidae. The record is from RefSeq and is a predicted model, not a curated record. Bases 75 to 3416 code for a protein of 1113 amino acids.